GAUGGAGUCUGCCUGUGCUGACUUGGAACCUCAAAGUGUGUGAUCACCAAACUGAGGCUGAGAGAGAGGGGACUUACCCAGAGUUACUCAGCUAGUCAGUGGCAGACAACAGUGGAACUUGUGAUUAUUUGAACUCCAGAAGGACCAACACCAGAUAAAUUAUGAAUGUUGAACAAGAUGACCUUACAUCCACAGCAGAUAAUGAUAGGUCCUAGGUUGAACAGGGCCUUAUUUGACCCCCUGCUUGUGGUGCUGCUGGCUCUUCAGCUUCUUGUGGUGGCUGGUCUGGUGCGGGCUCAAACCUGCCCUUCCAUCUGCUCCUGCAGCAACCAGUUCAGCAAGGUGAUCUGCGUGCGGAAAAACCUACGUGAGGUUCCAGAUGGCAUCUCCACCAACACCCGGCUGCUGAACCUCCAUGAGAACCAAAUCCAGAUCAUCAAAGUGAACAGCUUCAAGCACUUGAGGCACCUGGAAAUCCUACAGUUGAGUAGGAAUCAUAUCAGAACAAUUGAAAUUGGGGCCUUCAAUGGUCUGGCAAACCUCAACACCCUGGAACUCUUUGACAAUCGUCUUACGACCAUCCCAAAUGGAGCUUUUGUAUAUUUGUCUAAACUGAAGGAGCUCUGGUUGCGAAACAACCCCAUCGAAAGCAUCCCUUCUUAUGCUUUUAACAGAAUCCCUUCUUUGCGCCGGCUAGACUUAGGGGAAUUAAAAAGGCUUUCGUAUAUCUCAGAAGGUGCCUUUGAAGGUCUGUCCAACUUGAGGUAUUUGAACCUUGCCAUGUGCAACCUCCGAGAAAUCCCUAACCUCACGCCGCUCAUAAAACUAGAUGAGCUGGAUCUUUCUGGGAAUCAUCUGUCUGCCAUCAGGCCUGGCUCUUUCCAGGGGUUGAUGCACCUUCAAAAACUGUGGAUGAUACAGUCCCAGAUUCAAGUGAUUGAACGGAAUGCCUUUGAUAACCUUCAGUCACUGGUGGAGAUCAACCUGGCACACAACAAUCUAACAUUACUGCCUCAUGACCUCUUCACACCCUUGCAUCAUCUAGAACGGAUACACUUACAUCACAACCCCUGGAACUGUAACUGUGACAUACUGUGGCUCAGCUGGUGGAUAAAAGACAUGGCCCCCUCCAACACAGCUUGCUGUGCCCGGUGUAACACCCCUCCCAAUCUGAAAGGGAGGUACAUUGGGGAGCUUGACCAGAAUUAUUUCACAUGCUAUGCUCCUGUCAUUGUGGAGCCCCCAGCAGACCUCAAUGUCACUGAAGGCAUGGCAGCUGAGCUGAAAUGUCGGGCCUCCACGUCCCUGACUUCUGUAUCUUGGAUUACUCCAAACGGAACAGUCAUGACACAUGGGGCGUACAAAGUGCGGAUAGCCGUGCUCAGCGAUGGCACGUUAAACUUCACGAAUGUAACCGUGCAAGAUACAGGCAUGUACACGUGUAUGGUGAGUAAUUCUGUUGGAAAUACCACUGCUUCGGCUACCCUGAAUGUUACUGCAGCAAACACUACUCCCUUCUCGUACUUUUCAACCGUCACAGUAGAGACUAUGGAACCUUCUCAGGAUGAGGCAAGGACCACAGAUAACAAUGUGGGUCCCACUCCGGUGAUCGACUGGGAGACCACCAACGUGACCACCUCUCUCAUGCCACAGAGCACAAGGUCAACAGAAAAAACAUUCACCAUCCCCGUGACUGAUGUAAACAGUGGGAUCCCAGGAAUCGAUGAAGUCAUGAAGACUACCAAAAUCAUCAUUGGCUGUUUUGUGGCCAUCACGCUCAUGGCUGCAGUGAUGCUGGUCAUUUUCUACAAGAUGAGGAAGCAGCACCAUCGGCAAAACCAUCAUGCCCCAACGAGGACUGUUGAAAUCAUUAAUGUGGAUGAUGAGAUUACAGGAGACACACCCAUGGAAAGCCACCUGCCCAUGCCUGCUAUUGAGCAUGAGCACCUAAACCACUACAACUCUUACAAAUCUCCCUUCAACCACACAACUACAGUUAACACAAUAAAUUCAAUACACAGUUCAGUGCAUGAACCGUUAUUGAUCCGAAUGAACUCUAAAGACAAUGUCCAAGAGACUCAAAUCUAA
Molecule: messenger RNA, 2088 nt
Organism: Eubalaena glacialis (North Atlantic right whale)
Lineage: Eukaryota; Metazoa; Chordata; Mammalia; Artiodactyla; Balaenidae
Gene: LRRC4C
Product: leucine rich repeat containing 4C
Exons: 3
Coding region: 166-2088 (640 amino acids)
Biological process (GO): modulation of chemical synaptic transmission; regulation of axonogenesis; synaptic membrane adhesion
Cellular component (GO): plasma membrane; glutamatergic synapse; postsynaptic density membrane
Molecular function (GO): cell-cell adhesion mediator activity
Source: RefSeq, a predicted model, not a curated record